This is a messenger RNA of Priceomyces carsonii, 2109 nucleotides long. It is a transcript of the gene RAD32, whose product is annotated as DNA-directed DNA polymerase eta. Lineage: Eukaryota; Fungi; Ascomycota; Pichiomycetes; Serinales; Debaryomycetaceae. Gene Ontology annotation, biological process: error-prone translesion synthesis; response to radiation. Gene Ontology annotation, cellular component: nucleus; site of double-strand break; replication fork. The coding region runs from base 1 to 2109 and encodes 702 amino acids. The transcript has a single exon. Gene Ontology annotation, molecular function: DNA-directed DNA polymerase activity; damaged DNA binding. The record is from RefSeq and is a predicted model, not a curated record.
AUGUCUGUAAAGCAAGAGCUAAGGAAGACUUGUCUUAGGGCGAAACAUAUGGAUGGACUAUCAAAAUUUACUUACAAAGACCUCAUUAUGUUGGAUAACCAAAAGUCUUCUUACUUAUCACCACUUGCAGUGAUUGGUUUAAUCGAUUUGAACGCUUUUUUUGCACAGGUUGAGCAAAUUCGGUUGGGGUUAAAUGAUGAUAUCCCUGUAGUAUGCGCUCAAUGGCUGUCGCUCAUUGCUGUAUCUUAUCCAGCUAGAAAGUUUGGGAUUAAUAGAAUGGAUAAUAUUCUGUCUGCGAAGAAAAAGUGCCCAGACUUAGUAGUAGCUCACGCCGCCGUAUUCAAGAAAGGUGAAACUAAUUGGGCAUAUGUAAAGGGCUUACCCCAGCAAGCCACUCAUAAGGUCUCUUUAGAUCCUUAUCGUCGUGAAAGUAGAAAAAUUAUUAAAGUCUGUCAACAAUUUUGCGAUUUGGUAGAGAAAGCUAGUGUUGAUGAGUGUUACUUAGACUUUGGCCGUCUCAUUUACCAUAAAUUGAUUGAAUUUUUCCCCUAUUUAAAAGAUGGGGAUCCUAGUCUUCAAUUGCCUUCUGUUCCUGAAGAUAUCCCGGAUCACAUAUAUUGGAAAGGGGAGCUAGUUGGUGAUGAUAUAACUUCUGAGACUGAGACGGAGGACGUAAAUCACACUUCAAAUGUUAGAGACUGGGAUGACAUAUGUAUGCUGGUGGGAUCACAAUUAUUAUUUGAAAUAAGAAGCGAGAUAUAUAAGGAAUUAGGAUACAAAACCUCUGGCGGAUUGGCAAGAUGCAAGCAAAUCGCUAAACUCGCCGGUGGACUCUAUAAACCUGACAAUCAAACCGUCGUAAGAAAUAACUUUAUACAGAUGUUUCUAGAGAAAUUUCAAUUAACCGAUAUCACUGGUAUGGGUGGGAAGACAGGCGAUAUAGUAACUCAAAAGCUUCUGGUUCCCCUUGAUGUGAGCUCGGCAUCAUUUAUAAGAGAAAAUUACGACUUAAAUGCGUUAAAAGCCAAAUUCAAGGAAGACUUAAAUUUGGCCGAAAAAAUUUAUGAAAUAGUCAGAGGAAAUUACAGACAAGCUCUAACCAGUAGAGUUGAUGUUCAAUCGAUGAUGUCUAGAAAGAACUUUACUUUCAAAGUAGAUAGAUUUUCUGAUGCGCAGGACUGGUUAAAUGUGUUUGUUGGGGAUUUAUGUAAUAGAUUGAUUGAUUUAGAUGAUGAAAAUAUGAAUGUUUCCAUUCUGCAAAGGACAAGCAACCCUGUUUUAAAAAGACCAAAAACCAUGAAUAUUCAUGUCACUUCAUCUUCACAUGGCAGUCAUUCCAAGCAAACAUCUUUGCCUCUCACUCUAUCUUUGCAAAAACUACGGCCCAUUAUGGAAUCGACAGCGAAAAAGCUAUUGUUAGAUUGUUUUGGCUCUGUGAUAGAAAAUGAUAAGAUAUACCCCAUCUCCAGCCUAUCUUUAAUAAUAUCUAAAUUUGUUGCAACUAAGGAAUUAAAUAUGAUUGACCUGUACGUGGAACGUAAUAGUGCUCGAAAUCAAAAGCUGGAUGACGACUACCAAACUAAUGGUCCUCCGAAUUUGAUAAAAAACUCAGAGUUGACUGCCCCAAUAGGUAGAGCCAAUGACGAUUACCUAGGCAAAUUAUUUGAAGAAUUUAAUCAAUCUGAACUGCAUUGCACUUCUCCAGUCUCCAUGUCAGGUAAAUCUGCUAAAUCCACGGGCGUGAAUUCGAUUGGAAAGCCUUUGCAAAAGGAAGAGAAAGAAUACAUUACUCUGUUAUUCAAUAAAUUUGAGGUUGAAUCAUCUUCCAACGCAGCAGAGGAUUCCUUGAAACGGAGGAAGAACAAAAGAUCUUCUCUGGAAUUACCUGAUAAUAAGCGUGUGAAACAAUCGUUGCUAGAUGUUUUAAUAGAGAAGAAAGAAUGUCCUUAUUGCAAGGUUCCGGUGGAAGAUGUCUUUGAACAUAACGAUUUUCACAUAGCUAUGGACUUGUCUGAUAAAUUAAACGGUAAAAACAGUACAUCUCUGCUGGACUCAGAAAGACCAACUAAAAGAUCUAUGCACAAAGGUCAAUCUAAGCUCGGAUUUUAA